Messenger RNA from Cryptococcus deneoformans JEC21, 1681 nucleotides. RefSeq lists its product as hypothetical. Lineage: Eukaryota; Fungi; Basidiomycota; Tremellomycetes; Tremellales; Cryptococcaceae. Bases 72 to 1259 code for a protein of 395 amino acids. The transcript has 3 exons. Gene Ontology annotation, cellular component: nucleus; SMN complex. The record is from RefSeq and is a predicted model, not a curated record. Gene Ontology annotation, biological process: spliceosomal snRNP assembly.
CCUCAUUGCCCGUUUGCUUUCGUCAAUUCUUUUCGAAAACUGACAGCGACAAAUAGCCACAUAUCAAAAACAUGCCUCGCCCGGGUCAGCAAGCAGCUCGCAGGAAAAGAGCCCGUGUCUCCACUACUCCCGCUCCAUCAACAAACCAAGAGGAGCCAGGCUCCCCCAACCCUCGUGCGCGAUGUCUGCCUGUUGCAGACCUCCCAGCCGAUUUUGAUGGCGUACCAGAAGAUGGAGCACAAUAUCUGGCAAUGGUUAUGAGGAACAACGAGGAAUUACCUUGGUCUACACGAAUGGAAGGAUGGACACCGGCUGUAGAGAAUGAGACGGAAGUCAGACCAGACAGUGGCCAACCGGCUGGUACAAGACAUAUGGCGUUGCCCCAAGGAAGCUGGGAAGUACUCUUCCCUCUUCAUUUCCAAAAUUAUCGAAAGAACUUGGCUGAAAGUUGGCCUCCGUCACCACCUCUACCGUAUCCUCAAGAAUAUCCGCCUUUACCCGAAGCAAAUCGACGGUCCGAAUGGUACAUGUUCAUCAAUGGUUAUUCCAUGGAGCAGUAUUCGAAGCCAUUACAGAGAGGCACGAAGGGCAAAGAAAGGGCUUUUGAGUUGACAGAGGAAGAAGCCAUGAAUGAAGGAGCAAGCGAUAAUCAGAAUGCCCAAGGAGCCAACGGAGAGUCUUCCGCAGAACUGAAAGGGAAGAGGGGUAAACAUAGAGAACCCCUCGUCAGUGUGGUCCAAGGACUAAACUCGAAUGAAGCUGUCCGAAUCCUCUCACAUUUUGCCCACUGGCUGACUGAAUCUAUAACCCAACUUCCACCUCCCUUUCCCACAUCACCUGAGCUCCUCCCUACUCAACCAGACGGGCCAAUGAAUCCUCCUUCUCCUGCAUCGUCUUCAACAGCUCGGCCUCCCAAUCCAUUUCCUCCUCACUACGCGCAGUGGAUCUUGGCUCUUCUCAUGAUUGUCGAUUCUCAUCUUUCGGGGGGGCAAAUAUCGACCCUUCGAGAUCUUGCACGUGCAGCUAUGAGGGUUGCAGGCUGGCGGUGGAUUCGUGGGGUCGUAGCGAGGGACGUAAGUGAAGGAUGGAAGCUCGGUGGUCAAGGCUGGAGAUUGGUGACGGCAUCCACAGAGAACGAGGGAGACGAAGAGGAGAACGUAGAUGAGAUGCUUGCGAGGUGCUGGGUGGUUGUACAUGCUGUGGUUGCUGGAUGGGCCCAACGAGAUUUGCUUGAUGAUUUGGAAAAUCUUUUCAAGUAGGUCUUUGGUGGCUUGGGAGGAUAGCUACUACGCAUCAAACACCAUAAUGGAGGCAUCGACCAAUGUGUAACAGAUGAUGACGACUAUACAGCGUGAUGUAUUCAACGAUAGUCUGACUGGAAAAUAAAGAUUGUUUUCAGUACCCGCACGACAGUGCAGACAAAAACGGACGGAAAAGUGAGUGGGCAUAGGGGUUUGCAAAAGCUAUAGUACUCGUAGUGUAAGCCACCUAGAUGUUAAAAGCGCUGUAUCGGACGCCUGAUUUACAUCUAGAGUCUGGCCACGAGGGAAUAUAACGAAAGUGAUACACAAUGCAGUGGUUGGAGAAGUUAUUCAUUUGAGUGCUUUGUUUGCUUAUAUCGACGCGACGCGUUUGGCACAAUAAUUGUGCUUUUCCCUUCGGAUUUGCUUCUUGAGCAUCU